AUGGAGGCGUACUCUACUUGCAAAAGCUUGAUGUUGCCCCUAUUGACAAUUGUCCUAUUCAUCUCUCUAACACAGCCAGCAGUUACAGCAGCCAAAGACUCUAACACAGCCUACACAAACUUCGUCAAGACCAAAUGCAACAUCACCACAUAUCCUUCACUUUGCCAGAAAACACUAACACCCUAUGCCUCUUCAGUGAAAAGCAACUCCACACUGCUGUGCAUAAAAGCCCUUAAUGUAGCCAUAAAAGGCGCACGCGACGCCUCUGUUAUUGUCUCGAGACAGAAAGAACAGAAGGGAAUAACCCGAUAUGAAGCCGCCGCUAUUAAAGACUGUAUGGAAGAUGUCAAGGACGCAGUGUACGAACUCAAGCUGGCUGUUGAAGCAAUGGGACAUUUGGGUGAUAAAGAUAAGGAAUUUCAGUUGGCUAACGCCAAGACAUAUGCAAGUGCUGUAAUAACAGACGCAGAUUCAUGCACUGAUGGUUUCUCCGGACGGAAGGUAAAUCCAGAUGUGAAGGACAUCAUAAAUAGAAGCAUGACAGUUAUUAUUAAACUGUCCAGCAAUGCGUUGUCACUCAUUAAUCAUCUUUAUGUAUAG
Messenger RNA from Nicotiana tabacum (common tobacco), 600 nucleotides. Its product is annotated as pectinesterase inhibitor 4-like. The record is from RefSeq and is a predicted model, not a curated record. Gene Ontology annotation, molecular function: enzyme inhibitor activity. Gene Ontology annotation, biological process: negative regulation of catalytic activity. NCBI's taxonomy places the organism in Eukaryota, Viridiplantae, Streptophyta, Magnoliopsida, Solanales, Solanaceae.